AUGUCGCUUGUCCUGAUUACCGGUGCCACCGGUUUCAUCGGCUCCCAGGUGGUCUGGGAUGUACUGAAAGCUGGCUAUCGCGUGCGGUUGGUCGUCCGUCGUGCCGAGCAGGCGACCAAGCUCGAGCGGAUUUAUGACUAUGCAAAGGAAUUAGAGUUUGCUGUCGUUCCCGACUUGACAAUUGAUGGAUGCUUCGACGAGCCACUACAGGGAGCGGAUUAUGCUUUGCACCUGGCCUCUCCACUGCCUGGUGCCGGGGAUGAUCUCCUAAGCCCUGCUGUACGAGGAACUGUUUCGAUCCUGCAUUCCGCGCUCAAGGUGCCAAGCAUCAAGAAAGUUGUCGUGACUGCCUCGGCGUUGUCAAUCAUUCCGUUGGGGCCAACUAGAGAUGGAUUGAUUGUGAAAGAGACGACGGAGGUUGAAGAUGUCGACCCAGCCCAGGUUGCUUCGUGGAACCCAUUGGAUCAGUAUCACGCCAGCAAGAUCGCGUCUUACAAAGCGACGCUGGACUUUGUGCGUGACCAACAUCCCAAAUUUGAUGUGGUUACUCUGCAUCCGGUCUUUGUCUUCGGCCACAAUCACGCACAGGAAUCAGCCGAUCAGCUAGGCGGCACUUGUGGCAUGCUGUACCAGGCAAUCACAACGGGGAAGCUAUUCGCCACUCAGUACCGGGGUGUUCAUGUUCACGACGUUUCUGCUGCGCAUGUAAAGGUUUUGGAUAGCUCUAUACAGGGACUGCAGUCAUUUUUGUUGGCCGCACCACCGAGAUCAUGGGCAGAUGUUGAGGCUUUUGUUCGUCAACAUUAUCCCGAUCUGCCCAUCGGUAUCCAGGCCCAAGAAGGACCAAGCUAUGUGCUCGACACAUCAAAGGCCGAGAGAGAGCUGGGGUUGACAUGGAAGGGAAUGGAAGAACAAAGGCUGCAUGGUGGUAUUUGA
Messenger RNA from Aspergillus fijiensis CBS 313.89, 936 nucleotides. RefSeq names its product flavonol reductase. Bases 1 to 936 code for a protein of 311 amino acids. Gene Ontology annotation, molecular function: oxidoreductase activity, acting on the CH-OH group of donors, NAD or NADP as acceptor. The transcript has 3 exons. The record is from RefSeq and is a predicted model, not a curated record. NCBI's taxonomy places the organism in Eukaryota, Fungi, Ascomycota, Eurotiomycetes, Eurotiales, Aspergillaceae.